Molecule: messenger RNA, 924 nt
Organism: Andrographis paniculata
Lineage: Eukaryota; Viridiplantae; Streptophyta; Magnoliopsida; Lamiales; Acanthaceae
Exons: 4
Coding region: 102-785 (227 amino acids)
Source: RefSeq, a predicted model, not a curated record
UUGCCUAUAUUUGGGAAAGGGACAAAUUACCCGGAUAUGGCGGUGGGGAGGAAUACCUUGCUGUCUUGCUCUCCAGUGGAUUGAAGGAUGAUGCUUAUUGCAUGCAAGACAAGUGUCAAAUGUCCUGCCAUAACAAUCUGAAGCGUGGAUCUUCCCGCAACAGAGCAGUAGAUGCAAACUUCCUUAAUUUUACAGGUUUAGAGGCAGGGCUUCUUCAAUUCCUCAAUAUGGAAGAGAUGAGUGCUGUGGAGGCGAGAGAGAGGUUGAACAAGAAGAAAAUGAAAGUGUUGGUUCCGAUGGACGAGAGUAACGAGAGCUUCUAUGCAUUGAGAUGGGCGAUUGACCACUUCUUCACAACCACUACUCAAUAUGAUUCCGCUGCUCUGAAGCCAGAGGAAGAGGAUGUCACCGUAACCCUAGUCCAUGUCAGGAAACUUUUCCAGCCAUUCAUCUAUCCUGCUGGACCAGCUGUAUAUGCAACUCCAUCGGUGGUUGAUAGUGUGAGGAAAGCGCAGGAACAGGUUGCUGACGACAUACUCUCCCGAGCUCUGCACAUCUGCAAAGAACACAAGAUCAAUGCGGAGACGUUAAUUCUGGAAGGAGAUCCGAAGGGAAAGAUCUGCGAUGCCGCAGAACAACUGCAAGUCGACUGCGUCGUCCUCGGCAGCCGCGGCCUCGGCGCCAUCAAAAGGGCACUGUUGGGAAGCGUUAGCGACUAUUGCGCGCAUUACCUCGCUUGCCCUGUCCUCAUCGUCAAGCCUCCCGCCAAAGCAGAGCACGACUGACGUGGCUAUCCAAGUAUGCCCAAUACGACAUACUAUAUAUAUAUAUAUAUAUAUUAGCUAAUGUAAAUUUUAUGUUUGAUGUAUGUAAACGAAAUAAACUGAAUAAUAAGAUUUAAACAAGUAGUUGUUGCAAAGUAAA